Molecule: messenger RNA, 5686 nt
Organism: Sorghum bicolor (sorghum)
Lineage: Eukaryota; Viridiplantae; Streptophyta; Magnoliopsida; Poales; Poaceae
Product: triacylglycerol lipase 1
Exons: 8
Coding region: 78-2942 (954 amino acids)
Biological process (GO): lipid metabolic process
Molecular function (GO): hydrolase activity, acting on ester bonds
Source: RefSeq, a predicted model, not a curated record
GUCUGGUCGGACAUAAAUCCGAACCCCCUCCCCCGCUCUUGUUCAGAGGGGAGGGAGUAAAGCAAACAGCGGUGGGCAUGGUGGGCCCAGGAGGAGCGCUCGCCGCGGCCCCGCGCCUCCUCGUGCUCGUGCUCCUCUCCUUCCUCGCCGGUGGAGCCCGCGCAUCCCCGGCCACAGACGCGCUGCGCCGCGUCUCCCCGCUCGCGGCCGCCGGCGGCCUCUGCCAGCAGCUGCUCCUGCCGCAGGGCUACCCGUGCACCGAGCACACCGUUCAAACGGAUGAUGGCUUCCUUUUGUCUCUUCAGCAUAUUCCACAUGGCAAAAAUGGAAUACCAGAUAAUGCUGGACCUCCAGUUUUUCUUCAGCAUGGUCUUUUUCAGGGUGGAGAUACAUGGUUCAUAAACUCCAAUGAACAAUCACUUGGAUAUAUCCUUGCUGAUAAUGGUUUUGAUGUUUGGAUUGGAAAUGUCCGUGGCACACGUUGGAGUAAAGGCCACUCUACUCUCUCUGUUCAUGAUAAGCUUUUCUGGGAAUGGAGUUGGCAAGACCUUGCUGAAUACGAUGUUUUGGCAAUGUUAAGCUAUGUAUAUACAAUUACACAGUCCAAAAUUUCAUAUGUGGGACAUUCACAGGGAACUAUCAUGGGUCUGGCUGCGUUUACAAUGCCUGAAAUAGUAAAAAUGAUAAGCUCUGCUGUGCUUCUUUGUCCCAUUUCUUACCUUGAUCACAUCAGUGCUAGUUUUGUUCUUAGAGCAGUUGCCAUGCAUCUUGACCAGAUGCUUGUUGCUAUGGGCAUCCAUCAGUUGAACUUCCGGAGUGAUAUGGGUGUCCAGAUUUUAGAUUCGCUGUGUGAUGAUGAACAUUUGGACUGCAACGAUCUGUUAUCUUCAAUAACAGGUACUGCUACGUCGCCUGUCGCCCGUGACACCUCGGGGCCUCUACCCUGCCCGGGUCCCGAGGUGCCACCUUCCGGCCCGGCCCCUGCGCCUGACGCGGGUCCCGGGUCGGCACCUUCGCCACCGGUACGCUUCGCCCAGCCGGUGCGUGUCUACCAGCGACGUGCUCCCGACGUGGGCACCGGGCCGGCGUCUCCGACUCCGGCCCCACUGGCACGUUACGCCCAGCCGGUGCGCGUCUACCAGCGACGUGCCCGGCUGGCGCCGCUGCCUCCGGCGGCGCCGGUGGCCCCCUCUCCGCCGGGGUCACCUGCGCCACCGGCGACGUCUUCUCCGCCGGCGACACCGACCCCGCCGCCGCGGCAUCCAGCUACUCGGGCCGCGACGCCGGUGUACCACCCACCGCUCCUUCACCGACACCCGCGUCAUGUUCACCCGAUGGUGACGCGACACGCGGCUGGGACCCUGCAGCCCCGGGCUCUUGCGGCGAUGCCCGGGGACUCGCAGGUCUCACCGGUACCCUCUUCCGUCCGCGAGGCCUUGCUGGACCCUCACUGGCGCCGCGCGAUGGAAGAGGAGUACGCGGCCCUCCUCGCCAACCAGACAUGGGAUCUGGUGCCACGACCGCCGGGCUCCAACAUCGUCACCGGCAAGUGGAUCUGGACCCACAAGCGCCGGGCUGACGGCACCCUUGAGCGGUACAAGGCUCGCUGGGUUCUCCGGGGCUUCACUCAGCGGCCCGGUGUCGACUACGACGAGACCUUCAGCCCGGUGGUGAAGCCGGCCACCGUCCGCACGGUGCUCUCACUGGCUCUCACGCGCGGGUGGCCCGUGCAUCAGCUGGACGUCAAGAAUGCCUUCCUGCAUGGCGUUCUUACUGAGACAGUCUACUGCAGUCAGCCGGCGGGAUUUGUUGACUCUGCUUGUCCUGACAUGGUGUGUCGGCUCAACAAGUCUCUCUACGGCCUCAAGCAGGCCCCCCGGGCGUGGAACCAUCGGUUUGCUGCUUUUCUACAGACUCUGGGGUUUGUGGAGGCCAAGUCAGAUACCUCUCUGUUCAUCUAUCACUAUGGGACUGAGACUGCUUAUCUGCUGCUCUAUGUUGAUGACAUUGUCCUCACAGCCUCCACUGAGUCACUCCUUCGGCGGAUCAUCGCCUCUCUUCAGCAGGAGUUUGCCAUGAAGGAUCUGGGUGCUCUACAUCACUUCCUCGGGGUCACUGUUCAGCCUCACCCUGCUGGAUUACUCCUUCACCAGCGGCAGUACACUCUUGAUAUCCUGGAGAGAGCUGGGAUGACUGACUGCAAGCCCUGCUCCACUCCAGUUGACACACAGGGCAAGAUCUCAGAGGCUGAGGGUAUACCAGUGACAGAUCCUACUGCAUAUCGGAGUCUUGCCGGGGCACUUCAGUACCUCACCUUCACCCGGCCGGAUAUCACCUAUGCAGUUCAGCAGAUCUGCCUUCAUAUGCAUGAUCCCAGGGAGCCACACCUCACCGCUCUCAAGCGGAUCCUACGGUACCUCCGCGGCACAGUCGACUUCGGUCUUCUCCUUCACCGACGGUCGCCCUCCACCGAGCUCGUCGUCUACACCGACGCCGACUGGGCCGGGUACCCGGACACCCGCCGCUCCACCUCUGGCUACGCCGUCUUCUUAGGCGGCAACCUGGUGUCUUGGUCGUCCAAGCGCCAGCCGGUCGUCUCCCGCUCCAGUGCCGAGGCGGAGUACCGUGCUGUCGCCAACGGCGUGGCCGAGGCUUCCUGGCUCCGUCAGCUCCUCGCCGAGCUCCACAGCCCUCUCUCCCGGAGCGCACUGGUCUACUGCGACAACGUCAGUGCGGUGUACCUCUCCACCAACCCUGUGCAGCACCAGAGGACCAAGCACGUGGAGAUUGAUCUACACUUCGUCCGGGACCGGGUCGCUGUCGGCGAUGUUCGGGUCCUCCACGUCCCGACCACCUCCCAGUUCGCCGACAUCUUCACCAAGGGUCUCCCGUCCUCGACCUUCACCGAGUUCCGCACCAGCCUCAACAUCACCAGUGGCUAGUUGUGUCUGUGGGGGGCUCGUGUGUUGUACUUCUUUUCUUUCGUGUCCAGUCUGUAAACUCCGCUGCGACGGUAGUUCAGACUGCGGGGGGAUGUUAGAGUAUAUGUGUAUGAGGCCCAUGAGGCUAGGCCCAUGAGGCCCAUGUAUCCAUAAUUAUAUGGCCACCCUGGUUUAGGGUGAGCCCAUUAAUGAAACCCUAAUUCUAACACAAAGAUACAUAGCUCUCCUAUGUCUUUGAGGAAAAAAAAGAUGAGAUGUCCAUGGUUCAAAUCUGAGUGUCAGAGUGAACUCUGAAUUUUGUAUUGAUCGAGGGGCCUGCUGUCUAUGUUUAAAUAACUAUCCACACUACAAUGUUAACCAAUAAAUCAAGAAACUAGAACAUCAUAUGCUAUGACGUACAGUAAAAGGAACAAAAAAGGUAUUAGCAUAACCUGUCUGUGAAUUCUAUCAUUCUAUGAAAGACACCAUUAUGAUGUUUUGCAGCAUCACAUAAAUUCCAAUAAUUUUUAUGGCAUUCAAAGCUAUACUUGUUACCAUUCCUGUUUCCAUAGUAAUGUAUUGAUAAACCUCCGCGUUUAGUGGAAACAUGGGGCUGUUUAGGACUCCAUAUUUUUUAGCCAAAUAAGUUUAGCAAACUCUACUCUAGAAAAAAAAAGGUGGAGUUGUGAGAGCACCUAAAGGGGUGCUCCACAAACUCCAGGUUUUUUGUGGAGCUGCUCCACGAUGGAGUUUGUGGAGCAGUCCCAACACUCCCUAAGUUUCUAGAGGCAUGCUGAAGGGGUGAUGUAAACAAGGAAGUGCUUGAUAACCUCUGUAAUAGAGGUAUUGUUAUAUGCUGUACUGCAAUGAAUGAGGAGUGAACCCUGAAUUCUGCCAAUUUGCUCUGCUUUAUGAUCCAUGCUUAAAUGGUACACUACUUUAUACUCCUAUUUCAAAAGAUGGGCUGCAUGUGUAAGGUGUUUCCCAACCUAUUCAUUUGCAGCUGCACUGGUAUGUAGGUACAUGCAUGAAUGCAUGAUGCAUGCAUGAUUCUGAACUUGACCAGUCUGUGUGUUUUGUUGACGGCAAAUGCACAAAACCACAAACCAAUGUUUUCAAGGCGGUAAGGCGAGGCGUGGCGAGUGACUACCGCCUUACGCUUAGGCGACUAAAGCGUGAGGCGAGGCGACGCCUUAUGAAUUUAAUAAAAACUUAAACAGCAGCUUAGAGCAGUAGUUGAUGAAGAAAAAAAGAAAAAGAAAGGAGGAGUAAGAAGUGGACUGGCCUAGCCCACCAGGCGGCCCAUGUGCGCCUCCCCCUCAUAGCGUGGCUUAGAAAUUCCUCUAUCAAAUCCCCUCCAGCGCUGCUCCUCUCUAGUUCUCCACCGCUCGUCCUCCACAGCUCAUCUCUCCACGGCUCCGUGGCUUCUCCCCUCUCUCUCCAGUGCCCUGCUCUGCUCCCCUCCCUCUCUCUCUCCCUAUGCACUGCGGGCUGCUCUGCUCCCCUCCCUCACUGCUCCUCUUCCAGAUCUACAGCCGCCGCCAUCCCCUUUCAGAUCGAGCAGACUACGGUGAGUAGAUGGCGGAAUCGAGCAGACGGCGACGAGGAGAUGGCGGAAUCGAGGGGGGCGUUAGCACGCGCAUAAGGCGGCAAGGCGCCGCCUUACCCCUAAGGCGAGCCGGGAGUGCCCCGACGCUUAAGCGUCAAUUAGGCGACGACACUGCCACAAACAUCCUUUCACCUUAGCUUCACCUUUUGAUAAAUUCUACGUGUGUAGUUGCAUAAAAGUUGGGUCCAGAACUCCAGAUCAUCCAGGCAGUUCAAAGGCAGACUUUUAGCCUAUGGCCUUUCAACUUAGUUAAACUGCAUCUUCCUGUUUUCCUCCCUGUUUUCUCCCUAAAAUGUUAUCUUAAUGUCCUCUCAAACUUUCACCUCUAGUUAGUAGUUACUUGUCAUGGAGCCAUGCAACUUUACAUACUGCAUAACAAGCAAAUAAUCUACUUCAUAGACACAUGAGAUGGGAUACAUCAUACAAUUUAAAGCUUGUACAACUGUGUGGUCUGUGUGGUGAAGUUGAAGUACUUCAGCAUAGUGUCAGCUUGUCAGGCACACUUCUUGUUGUAUUUUUGACUUUGCACACAAAGAACAACCAAGCGUACUUCAGGAAGGCUGGUGGUAGAGAAGGAGCAAUAUAUUUCGUUUCUUAGGAAGGGGGGCUGUGCUUUAAGCAGCUGGCAGCAUUUUUUGCUGAACAGCUACUACGCAUGUGGACCUUGCAGGUAUAUGGCAUUUCAGGGCAAGUAGCUAGUUUACAGAGCAAAACAUAGAGUUAAUUUCCUAGUAAGCUUGCUCAUCAGUAUGAUAGAACAAAUGACUAAUUUUGGAUAGUUCGCUUAAUUUGCACCAUAACUUGGCCGCAUACUUUCAUGAUUUCAUAUGAAAACUUGUCUUUAUUUUGGUCCAAAUAUCAAAUAGAUAUUUCUACAAACAAUAAGCUCCUGGCCAUAUUAGAAAUCUGCAAAUGUUGUUCGAGUUGUAUGGCACAAUAGAUGAAAAUUUACUUUUCUUUUUCAGCAUUUCUUAUAUGGUGUCACAUGGAUUAACUUAUCAAUGUUUCUCUAUUGAAAAGCUACUAUAAUAUUAUUGCCCAUGCAAAAGCCCAAAUUGAUCACAUCAGAUAGAUAAAUGAUGAAUUAAUAGAUUAUAACAUUUUCAUGUCCUGGCUUAUGUGUUGUGGUUAGUAUAUAGUAUAAUUUACACCUUAC